Messenger RNA from Ciona intestinalis (vase tunicate), 2858 nucleotides. The record is from RefSeq and is a predicted model, not a curated record. NCBI's taxonomy places the organism in Eukaryota, Metazoa, Chordata, Ascidiacea, Phlebobranchia, Cionidae.
AAAGUGAAUCCGUGGUCUAAUAUGAUAAUGUAGUGUUUUGGUUGCAGUAGUAAUAUGUUCAAAUUUUAUGGUUGCGACGCUUGUUCAGUUCGUUCCUUACUUAGUGAGGAUUAACAGUCGCUGUAACAUUUAUAAAUCAACACUAUUUGAUUGUUUUUAUAUAUAUUUUUAAUUUUGUGUUUAGAAUCAUUUAAUUUUAUUAAAUCACCUGAAACAUUAAUAAUAAAAUCAUGGCAUUAAGACCAGUUGUGUUCAGUGGGCCGUCUGGGAGUGGGAAAAGUACUUUGUUGGGUUUGCUGUUCAAAGAAUUCCCAAAUGAGUUUGGAUUCAGUGUUUCGCAUACGACACGGCAACCCCGGCCGGGUGAAGUUGGUGGGAAACAUUAUCAUUUCACUACAGUGGAGGAAAUGGAGAAGGAAAUCCAUCGUGGCAACUUUAUCGAACACGCAAAGUUCUCUAACAACAUGUAUGGGACCAGCAAACAAGCGGUACAAGAUGUCCUGAAGAACAACAAGAUAUGUUUGUUGGAUAUUGAUGAACAAGGAGUGAAAAGCAUCAAGAAGACGGAUCUGGAUCCUCUGUGUGUCUUCAUUGCCCCACCAUCACUGGAGACAUUACAAAAUCGUUUAAACGAGCGUGGAACUGAAACAGCUGAAAGCAUCGAACGUAGAAUGGCAACCGCUGCUUCUGCUUUACAAUACAGUAAAGAAAAGGGAGUUUAUGACAUCAUAAUAGUCAAUGACAUAUUGGAGGCAGCUUACAAAAAACUAAAGGAAUUUCUUCUGCAGAUGAGCUUUUUCAUGGACCUGAUUAUAUUAAUGUAUGGACUUACGGCUUCAUUUUUCACCAGUUUUGUGAGAUGGCUGAUACCAGUUGAUCACAAAUCAGUCUCGGGUGAAGUUUGCCUCAUCACCGGAGCUGGGAAUGGAAUCGGCCGCUUGAUGGCGAUAGAGUUCGCUAAGCGAAGAGCGAAAGUUGUUUUGUGGGAUUUUGAUAAAGAAGGCCUAAAAGAAACAAGUGCUAUGAUUCGUGAGUUGGGGAUGGACGUUUACACUGAAGUUUGUGACGUUUCUAAAAAGGAUGUGAUCAAAGCAGCUGCUGCAAAAGUAAAGCAAGAAUUUGGAGAAGUUAACAUAUUAGUCAACAACGCAGGUGUGGCUUAUUGUAAGCAGUUGCUUGACCUUACUGAGCAUGAGAUAGAAAACACAUACAAAGUAAAUGUGUUGGCUCAUAUUUGGAUUAUACGUGAAUUCCUACCAAGCAUGAUGGAAAGAAACCAUGGACAUAUUGUUAAUGUAGCGAGUACUGUAGGUUUAUUUGCUUCCCCUGGAAUGCCUGAUUAUUGCUCUAGCAAACACGCAGCCGUUGGUCUUCAUAACUCUCUGUUUCUGGAUCUGCAGAAUGCUGAGAAAUAUGGCGUGAAAACCACACUUGUUUGCCCUUACCUUAUACAUACUGGGAUGUUCAAUGGUGUUCAUGUGAAAUAUGACUGGAUAUUGCCACCUAUCAAGCCUCAAGAUUGUGCUGAUAUUAUAAUUAAUGCUGUUCUUACUGAACAAAACAUGGUAGCCAUUCCAGGUACCAUGUAUAUUGCUCACAUUCUGUCCACCAUUCUUCCCACCAGGGCGCUUAUUGCCGGGUAUAAGUUUGUUGGCGCAGAUAAAGCAAUUUCAUAUUUUAAACCAAACAGACCCUACCAGGUUGAAGCUUAUGCAAAGUAAAUGUAACUUUGGUUAAGUUACUGCUUCAAUUAAUCAUUUAAACUCAAAACGUUGUUAAUUCUUUAAAUAUAAUAGGCUAAAGACUCCCUAAAUAUGAAAACGUUAACCUGCUAAACUCUGAUUCCUAAUUAAAUUAUUUGUAGAACAAUUUAUUGUACAUGGUACCUUAAAGAGUUUUUAUGUUUUAGUACAGUAACAUGGAUCCCUCUAGUGGAUAUCAUGUUUCCUAAUCGUGUUUUAAAAAAUUACCCACUUUUUAGAGUCAUAAGAAAACACUUUUGUAAUUAUGUUAAUGUUUAUUUUCUAAAGUUAAGAACAAUUUGAAAUGUAGUUGCGAACGUUUAAUUUCAUGUCGUGUAAAGACUUAUAAUUAUUUGUUUUUGAGCCUUGUUAUUUUACUGACAUUUGUAAUUUUCUUGUGUGAGCUGUAAUCUUCUUACAUUCUAAUUUAUGUUGGUGUAUUUAUAGCAAGAGUUUGUCAAAUUAAGGCCGUCCCUUUACUGCACAUGUUUUAUGCUGGUUACUUUAUGUGGUUUGGUGUGUUGGAGAAAUUGUAAUUAUGCUGUAUUAGAUCCUCACUCUUAUAGAAUAUUGUAAUGGCAUAGUACUCUAAAUUGUUUUAGAGUACUAUGGUAAUGGCUUUGGCUGUCAUGAUUUUCUGUAUCUAAACUUUAAAAUAUCGGGUAUAUGAUCUGUACUACCUAACUCAAUAGUGUGUACAUUUAUUAGCGUUUUACUUCUUAAAAAUAUGACUCAGUCGUCUUGAAAUAGCCGCCUAUUUUUCUUUGCAUGUCUAGACAUUUUUUUAACAACUAAAAUUUGUAAUCAAUUGAUCCUAUUGCGAACUAUGCACGGUAGUUUCAUACACCUCAUACUCACUGUAUCAAAAACGUGUGACGUAUUCCGCAUAUGUGCGAUAUAGAUACAAAUAUUUCUCGUACCCGAAUGUAUGGUAGGUUACGUUUCGAUCAAAAUUUACAUUUAUUAUUGGAACUAAAUUGCGAAUACAACACAUUAAUCAAAUACGACUCUCCGGCCCAACAAACGCAAUGGCAUUUUUAAUGUUUUCAAUUUCAAUCAGUUUGUCAGUUUUUUCGCUUUUUAAAUCUUCUCUUUGGAAUAAAAGUUUCACCAAUU